GUGUGUGGCGGAGGGGAGGGAGAGUUUGGGGGGUGAUUUCGUUCUCGUUUUCGGGAGAGGAACAGACGCUCGACCGCGGCGAACAAUGCGACCGAAACUGGUGACGUUUCUCUUCCUCCUCGCCUGCGGGCGGGCGGGCACCUGGGCGGCCGCAGACAACGUGUGCAGUGGGGCCCCGGAGUUCCUGUCUCCCCUGGGGACCCCGGUGCUGACGUCGACUUUGGGGGCUCAGCUGUCCCUCAACUGCACCGCCAGGCUGUCCUCCGACCCGCAGGACCCACACUGCGACUCUGCUCUGCACUGGCUGAAGGAUGACCAGCUCCUGACCAACACCAGCCUCUACCCCAGGAACGACUCCGAGUGGUCUGCCAACAACGGCUCACAGAGGUUUGUGAGAAGUCUGCUGCAAGUUACUGUGAGGGAUCAGGGGAGCUACGGAGUCUUCUCCUGCAGGCUGAGCAACGCCACAGCCACUUUUAAGCUGCAGAGAACGGGUAAGGAGCUGGAGCACACAAGUGGUAAACCCUUCAUUUUCUCUGGCUUUGGCAUCACUCAGGCCUCACUGUACUCCCGCUGCCGCCUGAACCUCAGGCUCUGGUACAAGAACGCCUACGGCGACUACGAGAUGAACGACGGGAAGCUGUAUGAUGCCUAUGUCUCCUACGUGAACAAUGAGCACGACCGGAAGUUUGUGAACUUCAUCCUGAAGCCACACCUGGAGAACAGGUACAGCUACAAGCUGCACCUGCACGACGGAGACAUUCUGCCCGGCUCAGAGCCCUCUGCGGAGCUGCUGAUGAACGUUAGUCGGUGCCGGCGCCUGAUCGUGGUCCUGUCCAGGGCCUACCUGGAGCAGGAGUGGUGCACCAACAGCUUCAGGGAGGGACUCUGGCGCCUGCAGGAGCUGUGCCGGCGGCCCGUCUUCAUCGUGUUCGAGAGCCAGCGCAGGCAGCUGAGCCCGCCCGCGCUGCGGCUGCUGAAGGAGAGCGGGCGCAGCGUGGCCCUCCUGCUCUGGGGCUCCAAGUCCAUGACCCCGUCCUCCCAGUUUUGGAAGAGCCUGGUCCUGGAGAUGCCCCGCAAGCUGAUGUACCACCACAACACAGGGGACCCCCAGACUCUGCUCCAGGAUGACAAGGACCCCAUGCUGACCCUGAACCCCGACUAUCUGGACUGCCGCCCCGACCCCGACCCUGCUGGAGACCUGGGUGAGCUGGGGGUGUAGCCUGUGACCCCAGAUCUGACUGGGACCC
Lepisosteus oculatus (spotted gar) is the source of this 1250-nucleotide messenger RNA. Lineage: Eukaryota; Metazoa; Chordata; Actinopteri; Semionotiformes; Lepisosteidae. The record is from RefSeq and is a predicted model, not a curated record.